GCAACCCACUGUCUCUCACUCUCUCUUGGUUUCUCUCACUCUCUCCCGAUCACUCCGAGGCCUUUCUUUCUUUGAUUCUACCCCAUUCUUUGCUCCUCUCACGGAACACACCAGAAAGAAAAUUAAUCGCCUCGCCACACCAGCGUUGCAUUCCACUUUUCCAUUCCUUCUUUUGCCGUUAUUCUACCUGAAGCCCCUCCCCGCUUCUUUGCUUGCGGUCCCAGCGUUUCAUCCCAGUACAAUAGCUUCGAUGAUCAUCCUGUGCCGGUGCUAGAGCGCAGGGCAACAAUCUUUUGACUUUGCCUUCUCACCUACUACCCCGAUCCGAUGGCGUACAACGGCUUCCCUAAUAAUGGCGGCUCAUAUCCCCAAUAUCCACACCCAAACCAUUUGAAUGCCAACGAGAACCGCGCAUCCGCAUACACUCCUCCAUACCCAGCGCAAUACCCAGCGCAAUAUGGUACUGACCAGCCGAAUAUCCCUCAGCCCCAGGUGCCUCCCCGACCCUCCUCGCCGGGCAACUAUUACAACAAACCGCCAUAUGACCCCAAUGCUUGGCAGCAGCCCCAGCAACAACCCCAGCAACAACCGCCUGCCGGAAGAAUUAAUGAGGCUGUCAACUCGGCCUUCCGCCAGGCUGAUACACCGGCAUAUUUGUCUCCGGAUGUGGUGUCGCAGAUCACGGCGACGGUCAUACAACAGCUGAAAGCAACGGGCUUGGACGGUUUGCACGGCGAUCAACAGCACCCGUCAGUGUCGUCGCCGCAAUGGGCUCCUCCUCCUCCCCCGCAAUCCGUUACCCCCGCCUAUGGAGAAUCGACAUAUCCCACCACGGUUCCCCAAGCUGCUCCUCCACCGCCUCCGCCCAAGGUCGGCUCCGAUACUAGUGACUAUCCGACGCCCGUGCCGCCCACAGGGCGCCCAGCCAGUCCCCAUCUCUACCCGGGCCCAUCGUCUGGACCUUCGACCGACCGCCGCGGCUCACCUGCGAGUCAAUUCAGUGAUCAUAGCCAUAGCGUGGAAUCUUCUCGGCCAAAGGCACCAUCGCGAGAGGUUACAGUGACGGAGAUGACAACGUUGGAGAAGAUCUGGGGCAAACUGUUUGAGAAGGGCAAGCCAACGGAGAGGCUGGGCCAGCUUCUACGUGGAGUCGCGGUUCAUCUGAUCGAGGACUAUCCACCUGGCAACACCCUGGUGGUUACUCCUGAGAAACUGCAGAAGUUCUACGAGGAUACCAAUAUACCGUCUGAUCCUUAUCCCUGGCAAGACAUCUUCGAUGACCGUACCUCUUCCAUCUCAAGGCUGUUCCGCGAAGUGGAGGCGGAACAUCACCUCGUGCAGAAUAAGCUGAACGAGAGACCGGAUAUUCCAGGCUUGACCCCGCGGGGGUUCGAGCGAUGGGCUACUCUGAUGAUUCAGGCCCACCCGGAGAAGGAGUAUGAGCGCUUCCAGAAUGCCGUUUUGAAUAUGCCUAUCAACAAUCCCGACAAUCGAAGAGAGCGCUUCCCGAAGGAAAUUCCACGACGACUGUUCCCUGACAUUCCUAACUUGUCGCUAAGGGAAGAAGUUGACCAGUUCAUCAUGCGACACUGCGGCGUCGACCUGCCUCCGAUUUCUGAAGAGGAAUUGAAACAGGUUGCGGAACAACGUCACAAGAAGGCUGCACGCAAGGCUUCAGUGAGCUCAGUGGAUUCUACUGCGUCGCUGAGUGAGCGCGAGCGUCAGCCAUACCAUACCACAUCAGCAACCGCCUCGACGGCUGCUGUAGUCGACGAUGAAGAGGACAAGGAGGUGCCUUCGCGACCAAUCGAGCGCCAAAGAAAGCCAUACACAGCACACGUCGGCGGCGGAAAGGUCUACGACGAAGGAGGCUCUGGCCCGCACCGUCAUGCGGGCUCCACCACAAGCUCUGGCCCACGAGACAGUCCCACCUUGUCUGCCACCCGCGUGCCAGACACCUAUAGCCAGGACGCUCCUCAUUACCGCGUGGGGACUCCCUCGUCACAGCGCCCGGCAACUGCAUUCGCCCGGCCGCGCAGCCCGCGAGGUGGCAACGGUGGUACCGACUAUCGUCAUUCGGAGAGUGAUCUCUUGGCCCACAGCGGAAACAGCAGAUAUCCCGAUGGGGAGUAUUACUACCGAUCGAACAACCCCGCGCAUCCGGGAGACAUCAUCGAGGACCGUCGCCGGUACAAGGACCUUGACCCGGAGACCGAGGAUCAGAGACUCUACGAAGCAAUCCGGGAGCGAGACAAGGAGAAGAAGCGGAGCAGCUGGGGUGCAGACGAGGACUAUUAUGGCAGCAACCCGAUCAGCGGCACCGGCAGCACCGGGUACGAUUACAAGACAUAUGGGUACCGGUGAAUUUGAAAUUCUUUGCUUUGUUGCGCCUAGUUUUGGUCUGUCUGUUUUGGAAAAGAUAUCCAUUGUGCGUGCGCUGUGUUUUCUGUUUCGAUAGCGCUGUGGUUUUGAUGCUUGUUACGACAUGAUGAUAACGUUUACGACUGACCCUUUGCU
Aspergillus fijiensis CBS 313.89 is the source of this 2517-nucleotide messenger RNA. RefSeq lists its product as uncharacterized. The transcript has 3 exons. Lineage: Eukaryota; Fungi; Ascomycota; Eurotiomycetes; Eurotiales; Aspergillaceae. The record is from RefSeq and is a predicted model, not a curated record. Bases 328 to 2364 code for a protein of 678 amino acids.